Messenger RNA from Tuber melanosporum (Perigord truffle), 2188 nucleotides. RefSeq lists its product as uncharacterized. Gene Ontology annotation, cellular component: nucleus; site of double-strand break. NCBI's taxonomy places the organism in Eukaryota, Fungi, Ascomycota, Pezizomycetes, Pezizales, Tuberaceae. The transcript has 5 exons. Gene Ontology annotation, biological process: double-strand break repair. Bases 95 to 2029 code for a protein of 644 amino acids. The record is from RefSeq and is a predicted model, not a curated record.
GUCACCAUCACCACACCCAAUCACUACCUUCGAUUUCAACUCCCUACUUUCCACUCCCGGUAUUCAACAAACCACCACCUUUGCAGGAUCCGCCAUGGCCGACCAGACGAAGACUGCUCCGGUUGAUGAGUACCGUGUUAUGUGGACCACCAACAAAACCCAGAAAAUCAAGAAAUGGCACGACGGAUUCCUCCGCUACCAUUCAUUCAAUAGGCGCAUGCUGGUCUAUGAUGAUGGCCGACACCUCGUGGCCGAUAUGUACCUCCGCGAUCGGGAAUUUCUGGGUGAAGGGGACGAGCUCGAGUUUGAGCAUCACCUUGUUUCCAUUGAGGACUUUCAUGGUUCGGUAAAUCAAGAUCUUACACCAAUCUUCUCGCCGGCUCUACAACGGAAACAAGCUGCCGUUACGGCAGCAUCUACAGUUCAGACACCUACACCGAACCGACGGAGGGAACCGGUGGGGGCUUCGAGAGGUGGAAUAGCCGGUGCGCAGAGUGCUAGACAGCAACGACCUGCAACUCGAGAACCAUUUACGCCUACAACCGUACAGGGAGAGAGCAGAGAUGUACUAGGGAAUGGGCACAUGACCACACCUAGUCGACCAGCCCAAGCUCCGACCACAGUCCCGAGGAUGAACGGACAAGGAAAAAGGAACGGAGUGACGAGUUUAAAUACUCCAGGUCGACAGGAUUAUCCACCUGUAGCAGGACCGGGAAGAGGUGGACAAGUGAAUAGAAAUAUGGGGGUGGAUAUGCCUGGCCCGCAGGCUCGUGCGCCGAUACCGGCUUAUAGGGGAAACGGACAAGUUAAUGGAAAUAUGAAUACAAAUCCACCAGUCCGAAAUUCACAUCCGACUCGACAGCAUAUUGUUUACCAACCUCAAGCUAAUGAACAACCGAUUAAUUUUGGGCGCACUGGAUCACCAGCUCCACAGCGAGCUCCUCCACCAGCCCCUCCGCAACCGGCACUAUGCCACCAAAACCACAACACACGCUCCCACGGUCGAGCUCCUCCUUUAGUCACAGAAGUGGCACAAACGAAUGCGCAAUUGCCUACCCGGCGCCCACCCCCGCCCCAACGUCCCCAACACCAGCCAAGGAACAAGGUACUAGAGAGAGGGCGCCCUGUAACUACUAGCCGUCAGAUGCCUGCUCAGGUCAAUAGGUCAGGGAGCGUUACCCAAAUAUCGCCACCUAUGCCCCAGGGACGUCCGGUAUCCCGAGCUAAUCAAAACUAUCCAGUAUCUCAACAAACUGAACCCCCAGCACAGCAAAGGCACAGCCCCCCAGCUCCUCGGCCAGGAGGUCGUCCACCUCCUGUCACACACAGGGUUCCUAGCCCAGUUCCUGCACCACCUCCCGCACCGGCCCAAGCACCACCUGACGAACCUGCCCCUACAGCACUAGCAACAUUAAGCAAAAUAAGACAAUUCAGCGCACCAUCUCGUGCCCGCCCACCCCGACAACCAACCGCACCACCGCCACCACCACAGAGAUCCCCAGAAUCUAUCCAAGUCCCAAGCUCGGCCGCCGAACCCCCACCCCACAUAUCCAGAUCUCCCUCCCCACGUGAUAGACCACCGCCGCCACCACCCCUUCCCCAAAACCAAACCUCAAUUCCCAACUCCAGAUCUCCAUCACCCACCCAUAACCCAAUAAACCGCCCACCAAAGCGACCCUCAACCGUCAACGACGCAAACCAACCCCCGACCAAACGCACAACCCAAUUCCAAUCCGCUAGGAGAUUAGUCGAACAAGAACAAGAUGAGAUCCACGAUGUAGAUGAUAGCGACGACAACAACGUGGCAGGACCCAUUCGUCAGGGCCCUGGGGUGAUAAAGUUGUCUUCCACCUCUGGCCCGAAGAAGAAGAUGCUGCUGUGUGCUCGGCCGCCGACGUUCAAGUUCCCGCCAAAGCGGCCGGAGGGGGGUGGGGAUGGAAAUGGGGACGAGAAUAGGGAGAGACCGAAAACUAUAAUUGACGAAGAGGAUUAUGAUGAGUGGGAUGAUGAGAUUAUGAGUAUGUAUUAGAUAGAGGUGCAUUGUGGAUGAUGGGAUGGUUUGGCAGUGGGUUGCGGUGCAUGGAGGGGCUUUCCUCUUUUUACUUUUCCACUUUUGCUGCUGCUCGGGAAAUGUAUCGUGCCAUACUGUAGAUUGGCUAGCGUUUUCGAGAUUUUAUCAUACUUGACU